This is a messenger RNA of Bacidia gigantensis, 747 nucleotides long. RefSeq lists its product as uncharacterized. The transcript is spliced from 4 exons. Lineage: Eukaryota; Fungi; Ascomycota; Lecanoromycetes; Lecanorales; Ramalinaceae. Bases 1 to 747 code for a protein of 248 amino acids. The record is from RefSeq and is a predicted model, not a curated record.
AUGCGGAAAACCACAGGCUAUCUGCUGCAUCCAUCAAUACCCUUAGAUUCAGGAUCAUCAGAACUCAAGAUUGCCGACAUCGGCACCGGCACUGGCGUCUGGUUGUUAGAGCUUGCCGAAGAAUUACCUUCUUCAUAUCAACUCCAUGGCUUUGAUGUCUCCUCGGCUGGCUUCUCAGAUCAGAGCUGGCUACCAGACAAUGUCUCAUUCCGCGCCCUCAAUGCGUUCGAACCGCCGCCAAAGGAACUGUGGGGCCAAUACGACAUCGUGCACAUCCGUCUCUUCGUGAUGGUAAUUGAGGAAGACCCAAUUCCGGUAAUUGACCACUGCAUGAAGCUGCUGAAGCCGGGCGGUCACUUACAAUGGGACGAACUCAACCUCUCAGAUCUGGAGAUCGUAAAAUCCAAGCCAGAUGUGUCUACCGAGAGUCUGCAACGUAUGGUCGACAAUGCCAAAACCCACUCCUCGCAGAAAUGGGUCCCCCAACUCCCCACCACCCUAACCCAAAGCGGCUUCGACAAACCAACGGUAUCGUACCACAAACCACCACCCUGCUACCGCAAGAUGUGGAUGGAAGCCGACACCGUCGCGACAGAGAGCCUGGCAGCGAAUGUGGCCGAUGCUAAUGGUCCAUUGGGCCCCAGCGAGGCUUUGAAAGCGUUGGCGAAGGGGUGUCACAAGGAGACGCAGCAGGGAGCUGCUAUUGUGAAGAUGUACCAGGUCGUUACUGCGAGGAAGCCUCUGUAG